AUGGUAGCAUCUCUCACACGGACUGCGCUUUUGGCAGCGACUCGGGCGCUGCGUCGACCUACAGCGCUUCCCGGACCGCUCCCACGCUUUACACCGCUUCGAACAUUCACCACGACCCUUCCCCGCCCUCAUGGAGGCAUCACCCGCCCUCCUGCCGGCGAAGGCAUUACGAUCAACUUCGUCGACCCCAAGGGUGCCCCACUCAAGACUGUCACCGCCAACGAAGGCGAUGACCUGCUCAGCAUAGCCCACGAGUACGAUAUCGACCUCGAGGGCGCCUGCGAAGGCUCGAUAGCGUGCUCCACCUGCCACGUCAUUCUCGAACCCGACGUCUAUGAUUCUCUCGAGGAGCCGUGCGAUGAUGAGAACGACAUGUUGGAUCUCGCCUUUGGACUGACGGACACAAGUAGGCUGGGCUGCCAGGUCAAGGUCACCAAGGAACAGGAUGGGAUGAAGGUCCAGCUCCCAGCCGCCACAAGGAAUAUGUACGUCGACGGUCAUAAAGCAGGUCACCAUUGA
Molecule: messenger RNA, 519 nt
Organism: Kalmanozyma brasiliensis GHG001
Lineage: Eukaryota; Fungi; Basidiomycota; Ustilaginomycetes; Ustilaginales
Product: 2Fe-2S ferredoxin-type domain protein
Exons: 2
Coding region: 1-519 (172 amino acids)
Biological process (GO): positive regulation of oxidoreductase activity; P450-containing electron transport chain
Cellular component (GO): mitochondrion
Molecular function (GO): 2 iron, 2 sulfur cluster binding
Source: RefSeq, a predicted model, not a curated record